Messenger RNA from Schistosoma haematobium, 579 nucleotides. RefSeq names its product Soluble guanylate cyclase 88E. The record is from RefSeq and is a predicted model, not a curated record. Gene Ontology annotation, molecular function: oxygen sensor activity; guanylate cyclase activity; heme binding. The transcript has 2 exons. Bases 1 to 579 code for a protein of 192 amino acids. Gene Ontology annotation, cellular component: guanylate cyclase complex, soluble. NCBI's taxonomy places the organism in Eukaryota, Metazoa, Platyhelminthes, Trematoda, Strigeidida, Schistosomatidae. Gene Ontology annotation, biological process: nitric oxide-cGMP-mediated signaling; response to oxygen levels.
AUGUAUGGUUUAUUGUUAGAAGGAUUACGUAAUUUUAUUAUUACUAAAUGGUCUACAGAAUUAUGGAUUGAAAUAUGUAAUCAAGCUAAUUCGCCUGAGAUUCAAUUUGAAACACGUAAAGUUUAUGAUGAAGCAUUAUUACCGAAUUUAUUUCAAACUAGUUCAAAAUUAUUAGAUAUACCUGAAGAUGAAAUUAAAUUUGGUAUGGGUAUAUCAUUUGUUGAAUAUGUUGGUGGUAAAGGUUAUCAAGGUAUAUUACGUGUACUUGGUAGAGAAUUACGUGAUUUUUUAAAUGGUUUAGAUAAUCUUCAUGAAUUUCUAAGAUCAAGUUAUCCAAAAAUUCGUCCACCAUCAUUUUUUUGUGUAAAUGAAAGUAGAACAGGUAUUACAUUACAAUAUCGUUCACAUCGUAUUGGAUUUGUACCAUUUUUUUGUGGAUGGAUGACUGAAUUAUCAAGAGUUUUAUAUUCAAAAGAAAUGAAAGUUGAAUUAAAGAACGUGUUUUUUACUUCACAACCAUUUUUAUUAGAGUUAAGUGGUCAGUCUAAACAAUAUCGAUUAUCGUGUGUAAUUGUAUAA